Messenger RNA from Camelina sativa (false flax), 1023 nucleotides. RefSeq names its product U1 small nuclear ribonucleoprotein A. Gene Ontology annotation, molecular function: RNA binding. The record is from RefSeq and is a predicted model, not a curated record. NCBI's taxonomy places the organism in Eukaryota, Viridiplantae, Streptophyta, Magnoliopsida, Brassicales, Brassicaceae.
UCCUCCGGGUGCUCUGCUCUCCCUCGACUAUAUUCAUUCAUUGAUUCUUGUCGGCUCUCUCUCUUACGCAAAAUUGGACUGGCCGGAGAGAGAUGGAGAUGCAGCAGGAGGCUAAUCAACAACAAGGAUCGGAGGUUUCUCCGAAUCAGACGAUUUACAUUAACAACCUCAACGAAAAAGUGAAGCUUGACGUGCUGAAGAAAUCGCUGAAUGAUGUGUUCUCUCACUUCGGAAAGAUACUGGAGGUGAAGGCGUUUAAGACGUUGAAGCACAAAGGGCAAGCUUGGGUUGUCUUCGAAGAGGCCGAGUCUGCUUCCACUGCUAUUGCCAAAAUGAAUGACUUCCCCUUCUACGAUAAACGCAUGAGAAUUCAAUAUGCCAAAACAAAGUCAGAUGUGGUUGCCAAGGCGGAUGGUACAUUUGUUCCUCGCGAGAAGAGAAAAAGACAUGAGGAGAAAGCAGGAGGCAAGAAAAAGAAAGACCAGCACCAUGAUUCCACACAGAUGGGCAUGGCCAACUCAGCCUAUCCCAGUGUCUAUGGAACUGCUCCUCCUCUUUCGCAAGUACCAUACCCUGCUGGUGUUAAACCCAUUCUCCCCGAGGCACCAGCUCCGCCAAAUAACAUCCUCUUUGUCCAAAACCUUCCUCACGAGACAACUCCAAUGAUGAUUCAGAUGUUCUUCUCCCAGUACCAAGGGUUUAAGGAGAUUAGGAUGGUUGAAGCCAAACCGGGAAUCGCCUUUGUGGAAUAUGCAGAUGAGAUGCAGUCAACGGUCGCAAUGCAGGGACUUCAAGGUUUCAAGAUUGAGCAGGACCCGAUGCUCAUCACGUAUGCUAAGAAAUAGACAAAGUUCGUUUCAAUGAGAUGUUUGUAUCUGUCAAUGUGCUUCUUCUAUGGUUUGUGCAAGAAGGAAAAUUGUUUUUGUUGUAGAAUAGAAUAUUACAAUCGUCUAACUUAUUAGUUUUUUUUUUUCAUCUAAACUAAUAAGCAUCUUGAUUCAGUGUUAAGCUAAGCUUUUGUCA